Messenger RNA from Stylonychia lemnae, 930 nucleotides. Lineage: Eukaryota; Ciliophora; Spirotrichea; Sporadotrichida; Oxytrichidae. The record is from the annotation of a GenBank genome assembly.
AUGCAAAUGAAUUCUUAAUUGUAUUAGAUCAUUCCUCAAUAAAUCAAGAGAUACAGCUUUUGCCAAAAUGUAAAAUAUGCAAUCAAACUGGAAGAUUCAAGUAGCAGGGCAUAUUUGAAGAAUGAGCAGCAAAUACUAAAGCUGCUUAAUGAAUCUCAAGCUUAGAUUGGUCAAAAAUCAUUUUUCCCAAAAUUCUUCGAAUCUGGAUUUAUUAAGCCUUUCAACUAUAUAGUUAUGGAAUAUCUAGAUGAACAAAUUAAGUUGGAUAUUAGAAAUUCAAGUGAAAUAAAGGAGUUGACUAAAUAAUGCUUCCAAGCAAUAAGAGCUUUCCAUAGUAUUGGAUACAUUCAUAGAGAUGUUAGACUAGAAAAUUUUCUCUAGCAAAAUGGUUAGCUUUAUCUCAUUGAUUUUGGAUCUGCCUCUGAAUAUAUGAUUGAUAACACAUUAAAACCCCUUGUAUUUAAUUAGUAAUAAGAAGUCAACAUGAUUACUGCUUCUUUUAAUUCUCUUGCUGGAUUUUAAAGUGGAAGAAUCGAUGAUUAUAUUUCAAUCAUAAAUAGUAUGCUGCUAAUUUGUUAGUAGGAUAGUCCACUGCGUUUCAAUUUACCUGAUUUAAAUGAUGAUGUAAUGAGAGGUUUAGUUUAUUAGUAGAGAUUACAACUAAGGGAGGAAGAUUUUGAUAAUGAUUGUGGUAAAAGACUUUUUAGAAUUCAUAAGCUCUUAGUGGAGACCUAUUUCGAUUAGUACAAUGAAAUUCAUCUUAAAGAUUUUGAGAUUGACUAAUUAAUUGAAAAGAUAGAUGAGCCUAUAGAUCCAUCAAUCAGAGCUAUAUGUAUUCCUUAGAUUGUACGAAUCAAGAAGCCUUUAAAGUCAUCUUUAUCCUCAAAUUAAAUUGUACAAACGGAUAUAAUUUAUAAAUAAGAGACUUGA